UGUGUAGAAGUGUGUGUUUACACACGGAUACAAGAGCAGCUUUAGGGUGAAAGUGAGGUGUUUUCUCAUGUUUAGAAAGACAGCGUGCCGUUUGGGACACAGCCGGGGUCCCUGCUCUCAUUCCCGGGUCACCCUCCUCAUCUAACCGGAAGUGGGAUGUGAUGUGAAAAAAUCACACUCAACUUUUUCCCCCCUCCGUGUGCAUUGUAACACUGCGAGAAAAGAAAAGGAAAGAAAGAAAGAAAGAAAGAAAGAAAGAAAGAAAGAAAGAAAGAAAGAAAGAAAGAAAAGCUUCGACACAACACAAUAAUCCUGGAUAUGAGACGUGGAUGAAUUAGAGCUGUUCACUCGGAUGGAGGAAACGCGCUGUAUGGGAUAAAGUGUGAGCAGCAGAGAUGUAGUGUGUGUUCUGCAGUGGGAGACUCUGAUGCCUCACCAUGUUACUGUUCCUGCUGUUGGUCCUACAUCCUGAAGCCAAUGCUCAGAUAGACCCAGGACAGUGUCGCUACCCUCUUGGCAUGCAGGAUGGCAGAAUAAAAAACGAUGACAUUACAGCCUCCAGCCAAUGGUAUGAAACGACAGGGCCGAAGUACGCCAGGCUGAACAGGGAGGAAGGUGAUGGCGCCUGGUGUCCUGCCGGUCAGCUGCAGCCGUCUGAUGUCCAGUACCUGCAGCUGGAUCUGCAUCAACUCACCUUCCUCACAGUGGUGGCCACACAGGGUAGAUACGCACGCAGCUCCGGUAAUGAGUUUGCUCGCAAGUACCGGCUCUCCUACAGCCGAGACGGCCAUCGCUGGAUCCCCUGGAAGAACCGCUUCGGCAGCGAGAUUAUCAUGGCGAAUGUUAACACGUACGCGUCUGUGGUGAAAGACCUUCACCCGCCCAUCAUCACUCGCUUCCUCCGCCUCAUCCCUGUCACGGACACAGUGCAAACAGUCUGUAUGCGAGUUGAGCUGUUUGGCUGCUCCUGGCAAGAUGGGUUAACGUCAUACAGCGCUCCUGAGGGCCACACCAUGAUGGCUCCUGGAUAUGCCAACACCCCACUGAACGACUCCACCUACGACGGAAUUCAGGAGCGCAGGAGGGUGCUGGGUGGUCUGGGUCAGCUGACAGAUGGUGUGAUUGGACUAGAUGAUUUCUCUCAGACUCGUCAAUACAUGCCGUGGCCUGGUUAUGACUACGUAGGCUGGAGAAACGACUCACUCGGACCUGGCUACAUUGAGAUGGAGUUUCAGUUUGACAGGCAGAGGAACUUCACCUCUAUGAAGGUGCACAGUAACAACAUGUUUGCACGUGGCGUUAAGGUCUUCUCAUCUGUAUCAUGUGUGUUUAAGCCACGACUCAUCUCACACUUUGAGCAGGAGCCUGUGGAGUUUCACACGGUUCUGGACGACCGGAACCCAAGCGCUCGGUAUGUCACCGUGCCUCUGGAGCGACGAGUGGCCACAGCAAUCCGCUGCAGGUUCUACUUCGCUGACACCUGGAUGAUAUUCAGUGAGAUCUCCUUUCAGUCCGUGACCCACCCUUUGCCCACCCUGAAGCCUCUGGUGAUGACAUCACCGUUUAAAGCGCAGAGCCGAGCACCGACUACAGUUAAAGCAGCUCCAGACACCAGCACAGUAACAUCAAAGCCCCGCCCACCUGAAGACAGCCACACCUCCAUUCUGAUUGGCUGUUUGGUCACCAUCAUCCUCCUGCUGGUGGUCAUCAUCUUCCUCAUUCUCUGGUGGCAGUAUGUGUGCAAAGUCAUGGAGAAGGGUCCGAGACGUAUCCUGGAUGAGGAGGUGAUGGUACAUUUGCCCUGCAGCAGUGACUCUCCACAGUCGCCCCCUCUGGACUCUUUGGACUCUCCAUAUGAGAGAGUGUUUCUGCUUGACACUCGGGAACACACUGAGCUUCGAGCCAAAGCCCCGGAUUGUGGUGGUGGUUAUGCUGAGCCAGACAUUACCCGAUGUACCCAUCACCAGAGUCUCCAGUCCAGUGUUCCUCACUACGCUGAGACGCUGAUAGUGAAGCUGCAGGGCGUUACGGGCAGUAACACCUAUGCUGUCCCCGCCCUCACUGCAGACUCUCUGACACGUAAAGACAUCACCGCAGCUGAGUUUCCAAGGGAACGCCUCAUCUUCCGGGAGAAACUAGGAGAGGGGCAGUUUGGAGAGGUGCACCUGUGUGAAGCAGAAGGUCUGGUGGAGUUUUUAGGAGAGGACGCUCCUCCGUUAUCUGAUGACAAGAGCUCCGUGCUGGUGGCAGUGAAACAGCUCCGAGCCGACGCCACGGCCAACGCCAGGAAUGACUUCCUGAAAGAGAUAAAGAUCAUGUCACGGCUGAACGACUCGAACAUCAUCCGCCUGCUGUGUGUAUGCGUGCACUCGGACCCUCUGUGCAUGGUGACGGAGUACAUGGAGAACGGAGACCUCAACAUGUUUCUGUCCCAGAGGGAGAUCGAGAGCACCCUGACUCACGCCAACAACAUCCCCUCUGUCAGCAUGACAGACCUGUUGCACAUGGCUGUUCAGAUUGCAUCAGGGAUGAAGUACUUGGCGUCUCUGAACUUUGUGCACCGGGACCUGGCCACGCGGAAUUGCCUCCUGGACCGACAGCUCACCAUCAAGAUCUCUGACUUCGGCAUGAGCAGGAACCUGUACAGCAGCGACUACUACAGAAUCCAGGGCCGAGCAGUGCUGCCUAUACGCUGGAUGGCCUGGGAGAGCAUCCUGCUGGGUAAGUUCACCAUGGCGAGUGACGUGUGGGCGUUUGGUGUGACUCUAUGGGAAAUCUUCACUCUGUGUACGGAGCAGCCCUACAGUCUACUGACAGAUGAGCAGGUCAUCGAGAACAGUGGAGAGUUCUUUAGGAACCAGGGGAGACAGAUCUACCUAUCCCCUCCCCCGCUCUGCCCCUCUCCUCUGUAUGAGCUGAUGAUGCGUUGCUGGAGGCGUGAAAUCAGAGACCGCCCCUCCUUCAAUAGCCUGCACCAAGCCUUACGGCUCUACUCUCCCCGUUCCUGACUGACUUACGGUCCAGCCAAUCAGCUCUGAGCCUGACCCAACCAAUCAGAUCCGAGCGUGAGUUUGACCCAACCAAUCAGCUCUAAGUGUGAGUUUGACCAAACCAAUCAGCUCUAGAUGUGAGACCAAUCUUUCCCAUGAGGAGAAAUGAAAACUGGACAGCUUUGACGUAGUGGCAGUGGAAGAGAGAACUGACUGAUGAUGAUGUCAUUUUGAGACACUGUUUUAUAGGUUUCAGUCCUGGAGCACCACAGAGUGACGGAGAGGCCUGUUGGGACUCGAUGUGGCUCCAGUUUGUAGACACUUGAUUUUUGUAUGUUCAUUUUCUUUAAUAUUUUGAGUAGUUGUUUUCUUUUCCUGUCUUUGUGAUAUGAUGUGUCUCUGAGCCUACUGUACGCUCAUGGCCUUAAAGACAAUUCAGCUCAGAAUGAAAUGUACACCAGUCUUUUUAAACCCAGAUAAAGCCAUUUUAGUUCAAGUGUGAUUUAGUGUCAUGUAGUUUCUAAACUGAUGGCUGUAGUCUUUCUUUACUUAUUAACUACAUUGUUCUCAGCCUCCAUAUCCUGGCUGAGCAGGGGGAGGUGUGUACAUUUUUUUUUUGCUGAAAUGUUCCUUUAAGUAACCAACUGGAGGAGUGUGUGUAUGUGUGUGUCUAUGUAUGUGUCAGCCCUGUGGUCCCUCAUCGCUCAGCACUACUGCGCGUGCAUGUGAGCGUGUGUGUGUGUGCGUGUGCAUGUGAGCGUGUGUGUGUGUGUGUGUGUGUGUGUUCACUCCCUCCCCACACUGGAGUUAUGAAUGAAUCCUGACUAUAAUGUGUAUUGUUUUUUUGUGGGUUUUUUUUUCUUCUUUUUUUUUAGUUUUCUGUAUAUGAAUAUUCUACAGGUCUAUCUGAGAGAGCAGAACUACUGUCCUAGCUAAACAAGUAGAGCAAUUUCCUUGCGUGAGAGACAGACACAGACAAACAGACAGACGCAAUCCCUUAUUCAUCCCUGCUGCAGUACUACAGAUUCUUGUAUGUCAGAUUCUUGUAUGGUGCCAAAACUUCCCCCAAGUCAUUCCUCAGAGUACGAGUAUGUUUCUGAAAACAUUUUGUCACAGCACACUGGCAACUUUACAACACCAUAAGCACCUCCAGAAAUGCAUUGUGGGUAGUGGCGUGAGCUGAAUGCUGCAAAGUCAUUUAGAAUGUUGCCUGGGAAUCCCUUGUGUGUUACCAAAUGAUCUGAUAGAUCUAGGACUUUGUACAAGGCACACACGAACCCAAAUACCAGAAAGAGCAUCUGAAGUGUGUAGAAUGUGUGAACCCAAGCCCUGAGCUCUCCCUUCUGUACUGAAGGCUCAUGACUCUGCAGCAAAUGUGUACAUGAUACUGAACGUCUCUGAACAGCACCCCUUUCCUCUCUCAUCACUGAUAUUAUAUUUAGCUUUAUGUGCUUCGUACACUUUCAUUUAUGUUUCCUGUGUGCAUGAUGUUCACUCUGUCUCUGUUUUCAGUUUUUAUUGUUUUGGAGUUUCUCCACUCCCUGUGUGAUUCAGCUCUCUGGGGGGAUUUAAGGAGGAUCUCCUGUGUUUGUGUGAUUGAGUGGUGAGAGUAAACACCCGCUGUGUACGUGUGUGUGUAAUCUCUGUUAUAAAUAGAGUAUGUAUUGUUGUGGCGUGUACAUAAGCAGAACAGAUAUGUGUAAUAUAUAGGGGGUGAAGGAGGGCAUGUGGCAUAGCAUUUCCCUCAGAGCUUUUCUUCUGCUCCUGUUUCUUUACUUUUACAUUAAAUAUCAAAUCUGACUCCA
This is a messenger RNA of Tachysurus fulvidraco (yellow catfish), 4795 nucleotides long. It is a transcript of the gene ddr2l, whose product is annotated as discoidin domain receptor family, member 2, like. Gene Ontology annotation, cellular component: membrane; signaling receptor complex. The record is from RefSeq and is a predicted model, not a curated record. Bases 438 to 3008 code for a protein of 856 amino acids. NCBI's taxonomy places the organism in Eukaryota, Metazoa, Chordata, Actinopteri, Siluriformes, Bagridae. Gene Ontology annotation, molecular function: collagen binding; protein tyrosine kinase collagen receptor activity; ATP binding. Gene Ontology annotation, biological process: cell surface receptor protein tyrosine kinase signaling pathway; positive regulation of kinase activity; protein phosphorylation. The transcript is spliced from 17 exons.